AUGAAGAGUCUUAACCAAAAACACAUUUUGAGGGGCGACGAGUACAGACUACUCAUCGCCAAGGUUGUCAAAGUCGAUGACUUUCAUGAAGGCAUCAUCUCCGGCGGCCGGGGGUGGAAGGGGAGAUUCCUCCCAGGGAGUCCUCCAGACUGGCUGCUCACCCGAUAUCAGCUGGAGCAGGUGCUGCUGGACCUCCUGCAUAUGCCGAGAUUGGGCCUUCUCCCGCUCGAUGUGAGCAAGGGUCACGCACUGCUAGGUCUCCAUACGGUUAAGGCGCUCAUCAUAGGCAGCCAUCCGGGUCUGAUACUCGGCUUGGUGAGCCGAGUACUGCUGCUGGAAUUGGAGAUGAUGGUCGAGGAGUUGCUGAUUCUGGAGGCUCAACUGCUGGAACUGGUGAGUGAAGUAGUCCUGGGCUGGGAAAGUCGAACUGCUACCCCCGUACCCGAAGGUGGUCAGGCGGGGGGCGUCAGCAUCAUCCACAUCCUUAGGGUGGACAUCCUCAACAGCCUCAUCCUCAGGAGCAUCGCGCUAGUCCUCCGCGGAGAUUUGAGGUUCACGAAACCCCGCGAUCCACUUGAUGCCGCGCUCGACUCGCAGCAGGUGCAUACUCUUGAUCGUGUCUUCGCCAAAGACACUAGUGCCCCCUGCUCUGUGCAACCUGCAGUGGGAUUUGGAAGUAGGUGGCCAGACGGGUGA
Linum trigynum is the source of this 696-nucleotide messenger RNA. Lineage: Eukaryota; Viridiplantae; Streptophyta; Magnoliopsida; Malpighiales; Linaceae. The record is from the annotation of a GenBank genome assembly.